AUGCCUUCUGAACCGCUGAAGCGCAUUCUCGUCACUGGCGGUGCCGGCUACAUCGGCUCGCACGUCAUUCACGUCCUUCAGCAGACUCGCCGCUUCAAGAUCAUCUCUAUCGAUAACUUCCACAACUCGCAUCCUGCAGUCUACGACCGUUUGACCAAGAUUGCCCGCGAUGCGCUUCCGGCCGAUGCGACUGAACAGGACAAGGAAUCCACUGUGAUUGACACGUACAAGAUCGACCUCAUCAACGCCGAGGACGUCCGCGCUGUCUUUGAGAGGUACGGCAAGGGUGGGAUCUGGGGCGUCAUUCACAUCGCGGCGCUGAAAGCCGUGGGCGAAUCUACCGAGAUUCCCAUCACUUACUACCACAACAAUGUCGCCGCCACCAUCUUCCUUCUUGAAAUUAUGUCCGACUGGGAGUGCACGCGCUUCCUCUACUCGUCCUCUGCCACUGUCUACGGCAUCCCGCCCCAGAUCCCCAUUCCUGAGUCGACUCGCCUGAAGGCCGACAGCCCUUACGGUCGUUCCAAAGUCAUGUCGGAAUUCAUGCUCGAGGACCUGUGCCAUGCCGAGCCUAGUCGCUGGCGGGCAAUCUCCCUGCGCUACUUCAACCCUGCUGGCGCUCAUCCCUCUGGUCUUAUCGGCGAGGAUCCUCGCGGACGUCCGGAGAACCUUCUGCCUUUGCUCGCUCAGAUGGCUGGUGGUCGUGUCAAGGAGCCUGAACUGAAGGUCUUUGGCAACGACUAUCCGACUCCCGACGGCACUUGCGUUCGCGAUUACCUCCAUGUUAUGGAUCUUGCUAAGGGUCACCUCAUCGCGCUGGACGCCCUUGCGCCGGAAAGCACAGUCUUCGAUAACUGCCCUGAUGAAGCCCGUUAUAAAGCUUACAACCUUGGUCGUGGUCGUGGAUUCUCAGUCAUGCAGAUGGUCGAGGCUAUGCGCAAGGCCAGCGGCUACGACUUCAAGCAUUCGGUCAUUGGACGCAGGCGGGGUGAUGUUCCCGACCUUACCGCCGACCCUUCUCUUGCGGAGAAGGAGCUCGGUUUUAAGACGGAGUACGACCUUGAGGCCAUGUGCCGUGACCUCUGGAACUGGCAGACGAAGAACCCGCAGGGCUACGACACUCCAGAGGCCGAGUAG
Messenger RNA from Peniophora sp. CBMAI 1063, 1137 nucleotides. NCBI's taxonomy places the organism in Eukaryota, Fungi, Basidiomycota, Agaricomycetes, Russulales, Peniophoraceae. The record is from the annotation of a GenBank genome assembly.